UGUUUAAUAACAAAAUAAUAGCUAGCAGCUAGUAACAACAAAUAGGUAACUACCGCCGGUAAAGUAAUUUCAACUUUUUAAAACCGUCAUAUUAGCAUUUGUAUGCAACGUUCAUGAUAAUAUCAUUGUGACUUAUCGAUAAGUAUCAACAAUACCUAUUAGAUAACCGAUAACACAAGUUUUUAAUUUGUCUUUGAUUAAUUUCAAUUGUGUUUACAUAAGGUGCUUGCAACAAAACAAACCGGUAUUUCGAAAUUCAAAUACUUUCACAUUAUUAGCUAUUGUUGUUGAAGUAUAAUAUUUUAAUGAGUACAUUACUGUUCAGGACUGCGACAAAACCAGUACUCCAGUGUUUGUUCCGAUAUUCGACAAAGACCACUAGAAAAAUGCCUAGUCUGUUAACAAAAGAACAACGGGAUGAGCUGUUGGCUCCAUUAUUUUCCAAUAAGUGGACUAUGGUAAAGGAAAGAGACGCUAUUUACAAAGAAUUCUUGUUUGCUGACUUUAUCCAAGCAUUUGGGUUUAUGACUCAAGUUGCAAUUAAAAGUGAAAAGAUGAAUCACCACCCAGAAUGGUUCAAUGUUUAUAAUAAAGUACAAGUCACGUUGGCUACUCAUGACGUGAGCGGACUAUCUACUAACGAUGUAAAUCUUGCCACAUUUAUGGACAAAAUCGAGAAAAAAGUUUAGAGACUUGUAGUAUAUUAUAAAAUAUCUACUUGUAUAAUAUAUAUACUUAGGAUUUAAAGAAAAAAACAAAAUAUGGACACUUAUUUAAUAUAUUAUAAGAUAUAUAUCAGUUUGACCGAAAACCUGCAUGAAAUCGGACACAUCGCGAGCAAACUACCAGGAGUCGAUACAAUAGCAAAAAUAUUGUUACAUCCCAUUUCAUUUCCAUCCAUACAACUUCAUCACUGUUUUUAGUAUUAACAUCAAUGAUCACCUGUCGUCGAUUAACAGAAAUAAUUAGAUAUAUUUUUAUUAUUGUUAUUAGACAACAGUUUACAAAAAGAACAAUUUUACGUUCUCGGUAUUUCGUUCAGAAAUUCUAAUAAUUGGAGAAAUCUCAUUUAUCAUAAUAUAAAAGUUCAAUUGAAUAAAUCAGAAUGUUUAACUAAUUUAUAAAAGUAAUUGUAUUUUCAAAUCUCGAUUACUUAUAAAUGUUGGAGAAAUAUAUUUCCAGGUCAGACUACGAUAAA
Molecule: messenger RNA, 1198 nt
Organism: Adelges cooleyi (spruce gall adelgid)
Lineage: Eukaryota; Metazoa; Arthropoda; Insecta; Hemiptera; Adelgidae
Product: pterin-4-alpha-carbinolamine dehydratase-like
Exons: 5
Coding region: 306-689 (127 amino acids)
Biological process (GO): tetrahydrobiopterin biosynthetic process
Molecular function (GO): 4-alpha-hydroxytetrahydrobiopterin dehydratase activity
Source: RefSeq, a predicted model, not a curated record